UCUGAUUCCUUCUCAGCUGGUUCACUUCAUCCACUCACUGCUGCUGCUGUUGCUACGUGUGGGAAGGAAACACGGAGGUCCUGACUCCUCAGUAUUUGAAAGUCCUCUUCGGCCGAGAUGGCAGCCAUCAGGAAGAAGUUGGUCAUCGUUGGAGAUGGCGCAUGUGGGAAGACCUGUCUGCUCAUCGUCUUCAGUAAGGACCAGUUCCCAGAGGUCUACGUCCCCACUGUGUUUGAGAACUACAUCGCUGACAUUGAAGUGGAUGGCAAACAGGUGGAACUCGCACUGUGGGACACGGCAGGUCAGGAGGACUACGACAGAUUGAGACCCCUCUCCUACCCCGACACCGAUGUAAUCCUCAUGUGUUUCUCUAUAGACAGCCCCGACAGUCUUGAGAACAUUCCGGAGAAAUGGACACCUGAAGUGAAGCACUUUUGUCCCAAUGUCCCCAUCAUCCUGGUGGGCAAUAAGAAGGACCUCAGGAAUGACGAGAACACGCGCAGAGAGCUGGCUAAGAUGAAACAGGAGCCGGUCAAGUCUGACGAAGGCAGGGACAUGGCCAACCGCAUCAGUGCCUUCGGUUACCUGGAGUGCUCGGCCAAGACCAAGGACGGCGUCCGGGAGGUGUUCGAGAUGGCCACCCGUGCCGCUCUGCAGGUCCGCAAGCGUAAAAAGAGGAGCGGCUGCCAGCUCCUGUGAAGGGACAGCUCGCAUGCCAAAUGGGCCAACACCUGAGGAUGGGCUCCCGGAGAUGGCGAAAAAAAAAAAAAAACCUGGAGAAA
This is a messenger RNA of Phycodurus eques (leafy seadragon), 782 nucleotides long. Its product is annotated as rho-related GTP-binding protein RhoA-D-like. The coding region runs from base 118 to 699 and encodes 193 amino acids. The record is from RefSeq and is a predicted model, not a curated record. Lineage: Eukaryota; Metazoa; Chordata; Actinopteri; Syngnathiformes; Syngnathidae. The transcript is spliced from 5 exons. Gene Ontology annotation, cellular component: neuron projection. Gene Ontology annotation, molecular function: GTPase activity; GTP binding. Gene Ontology annotation, biological process: small GTPase-mediated signal transduction.